UAAAUAAUGUUACUGACAGUUAUUUCUCUGCAUCUUCUGGACUUACCAACAGGUGCAUCAUGUGUAGAGCUGAAGCGCACCGCCUUUAUGCGAAAAAACCCAUAUUUGAUAAAUUGGGAGUUCAACUUUUUGCUGUUCUUCAUGAGCACAUAGAAGCAGAGGUUAAAGACUUCUGGCCUCGAUACUGGGGUGGUAUAGUAGUCUAUGACCAAGCCAUGCAAUUCUUUAAAGCUCUUGGAGGUGGAAAACUUCUCAAAGAAAAGUUUCUAUCAGGAUUUGUCUUAAAUCCUCGGGCCAUUGCAAAUUACAAGAGGGCAAAAGCUAUGGGAAUGGACCAUAAUUUUAGAGGAGAAGGUGAAAUUAAAGGUGGUCUAUUUAUUGUUGGCAGCGGAAAGACUGGAAUAGCUUACCAAUUUAUCGAGAGAAACUUUGGUGAUUGGGCACCUCUAGCUGAAGUGAUUGAGAUUUGCACUCAGUUGCAAGAAAGUAUCAUCUAGCUUCUCUAUCGAAUACUACAGCUGCUGUCCAUUAAGAGAUUUAUUCUAACCAACUUCUCAUCAACCUGAUGCAGAACCAACAGCAGAAUCAGAGGGAGGCCAUAAAUUCAUCAAAGGAAUAAGAACGAAGCGUGUUAUGUUCCAUGUGUAUUCCAAAAUUUAAGUUUAGUGAAUUUUUAUUCAAGACUCAAGAGUGCUUCUAGUUUUAGGAUUGCUUUUGUUGUAGUAUCCUGAGUUG
Molecule: messenger RNA, 735 nt
Organism: Carica papaya (papaya)
Lineage: Eukaryota; Viridiplantae; Streptophyta; Magnoliopsida; Brassicales; Caricaceae
Source: RefSeq, a predicted model, not a curated record